Molecule: messenger RNA, 2602 nt
Organism: Wasmannia auropunctata (little fire ant)
Lineage: Eukaryota; Metazoa; Arthropoda; Insecta; Hymenoptera; Formicidae
Gene: Fkbp59
Product: FK506-binding protein 59
Exons: 6
Coding region: 404-1786 (460 amino acids)
Molecular function (GO): protein binding; peptidyl-prolyl cis-trans isomerase activity
Source: RefSeq, a predicted model, not a curated record
ACGAGAGUAUCGACCGUGGGCACCGAGUUUUUCCAGCAAAUUCUACGGAGAUCGAUUUGCGCCGGGGCCACGAUCCACGAUUGUGUGGGAAGGUCGAUCCGCACACCGACCAUAACUAUAUACGCACACGGUUGUUUCGAAUCAGCCGGCUACGCGUGUUGGAGGGUUCAUCAGGACCUCAGGUCGGAACGAAAUUUCACGCCGCGUUGUAACGCACACCUGUUCCCAUUUCCGCAAAUCAGUCAUUUCCUCCCGUCAUUAACAUUCGCGCAUUAACAUUACGUGUCGAGAAAGUUCGGCGCGGAAGGAAGCACGCCAGACACGGUUGGAUCGUCGCCGCGGUUUGGAGUAGCUCUUCAAUCAACUCGUCUCACCGGAUCCUCUUCUCCUUCGUCCGCAGAGAAUGGCCGAGGUGGAUUUGUCUCCCGCACAGGACCGCGGCGUGUUGAAGGAGAUCAUCAAGGAGGGAGCAGGAGAUGCGACUCCCACGGCCGGCUGUAAGGUAAAGGUCCACUAUGUCGGCACCCUGCUGGACGGCACGCAGUUCGACUCCAGCAGAGACAGGGACAAGUCGUUCAAAUUCAACCUCGGAAGCGGCAACGUCAUCAAAGGAUGGGACAUCGGCGUCGCCACCAUGAAGAAGGGCGAGAUCGCUACGCUGACGUGCGCUCCCGAAUAUGCCUACGGCAACAACGGUAGUCCACCGCUGAUCCCAGCCGAUGCCACGUUAAAGUUUGAAAUCGAAUUACUCGAUUGGAGCGGAGAAGAUCUAAGUCCGAAUAAAGAUAAAGGCAUUGAGAGAUUCCAGAUUGUCGCUGGCCAAAGCUAUACCAAUCCGGAGGAAGGUAGCAGUGUAAAAAUACACUUGGUUGGAAAGUACAACGAUCAAGUGUUUGAAGAUAGAGAUGUAGAAUUUGUCCUUGGGGAGGGAGAAGUCGCGGGAAUUAUAGAAGGUGUAGAAACGGCGCUGCAGCGCUUUUUGAAGGGCGAGAAAUCUAGGUUGCUAAUUAAAAGUAAAUACGCGUUUAAGGAAAAAGGAAAUUCGGAAUAUAAUAUUCCGCCGAAUGCGGACGUGGAGUACGAAGUGGAAUUACAAAACUUUGAGAAGGAGACGAGUGUAUGGUCGAUGAAGCCGUUGGAAAAGUUAGAACAAGCAAAGAUGCAGAAAGAAAAAGGAACGAAGUACUUGACGUCCGAUAAAAUUAAUUUAGCCAUAAAAGUGUACCAGAAGGUCUUCAAGUACUUAAACGAUGAGUCGGGUUUCGAGGACGAUCUCAAAAAGGAGAAGGACAGCCUCCUCGUGGCGGCCCACUUGAACCUCGCUCUGUGCUACUUGAAAACCAAUGAAAACCUCCUGGCCAGGGACGAGUGUGCCAAAGCCUUAGAGCUGGAUCCGCAGAAUGAGAAGGCUCUGUUCAGAAGAGGACAGGCGCAUCUCGGGCUCGCAUCGCCCGAAAUCGCUAUUACCGAUUUCCAGGAGGUUCUAAAAGUACAGCCGAAAAACACGGCCGCGUCUAAACAAAUUUUAAUCUGUAAUUCUCUUAUUAAGAAGCAAUUAGCUAAAGAGAAGAAACUUUACGCGAACAUGUUCGAUAAGUUUGCGCAGGAAGAUAAACAGAAGGAGGAGCAAAAACUGAAGGAACUGCCCGACGUGAUGCACGGGACGCUGGGAGAAUGGGGACAGGAAGAAAGACCCGGUGGCAGAGACGCGACUGCCUUCGAAAAGGAAAACCCUAACAUACUCAUGCUCAACGCUAAUGGUUCUGGUGAAUUCAAAAACAUGUAAACAAUAGUCCUCUCUCCCCUUUCCCUUUCGUUACACUGCCCCGCGUAACUGCCGAAAUGAAUUGAGGUCUCGUCAAUCUUUAGUUUUCAGUGCCUUCUGUAAGUACUGCUUUGUCUCUUACGAAAAAUAAAAAAUUGCAUAUUAUAUGCUAGCGUAUAUUGAAACAUUAUUAAGUGUUUAAUUUUAGCAUGCAGAAAAUUUAUAUGGAUCGAUAAUAGUUUCUUGUUUAAUACUUAAUGCACGUGAGUGUAUUAAUUAUAAGAACUUUUUUAAAAUUACUACCUUUCAAUCUUGAGAAGGUAAAGAAAGUAGUUUAUGUUGUGAAUUUUUUAAGACACCAUUUUAUUAACGCAGUACGAUUUUUAAGAAAUGUGGCUACGCGUUACGUCUACUUCAGUAGUUGAUCCCCGAUCUCAUUAAUUUCUGACUUCUGUAAUUAUGCGCGUUAAUUAAGUCAUUGUAUACUUCAAAGUAUAUCAUUCCAUUUAUAAUAUAGUGCCAUUGUUUAAAUUUUAAUACGUCAAUCAUUACUAUGUAAAUUGUAGAUCUAGAAAAUGUUCAUUUAUAUAUAUAUACACACAUACACAUCUAUACAGUCUCCGUGAAUGAAUGCGCAUAUAAUCAGAAGUAAGAAAAAAAUUUGUACAUCAGUGUAAAGGAUAUACGUAAAAUUGAUUAUAUGCACAAUUGUAUAAGAAUAACGUAGCGAUAUACAUUUCUUUCCUACGCCAAGUGUACUGAAAUGAAUGUAUGUUCAACACAACAAGAUUAGAAAAGAAACAUUGCAGAAUUAAAUAAAAAACAGUCUGACGAAAA